AAAGCUAUCACAAUUAGAUAAUAUCCAAGCUGGAAUGAACGUUUUAACGGUACGCAUGGACACAAUGGACCAAAAGAUCAACUCCUUUGAGGUCAAAUUGAGUGAAAUAGAGCAGAGUCGUUCGUUUGAUAGUGAUAUUCUUGAAACUAUAAACAAAAGGCAAACAGAAUUAGACACGUUGUUAAAGUCGAUGAAAAAGUCCGAAAAGGAUUCACGGGAAAAGGAGUUAGAGUUACGGGACGAAAUUACAGAUAUAAAAUGUCGAAGCAUGAGGGACAACUUGUUGUUUUUUAAUUUGCCUGAAGAAAAAGAUGAAAACUGCGAGCAGAAAGUUCUUAAAUUUAUUGAAAAGGAGAUGAAAAUAUUGGACGCCAAAGAAAAUAUAAAACUGCAUCGAGCUCAUAGACUUGGCGUGUACAGAAGCACCAAAGUUCGCCCAAUUGUUGCUAAAUUUGCAUAUUUUCCGGACCGAGAAAGAGUUAGAGCUUCCGCAAAAACCUUAUCAGGUACGCACUUUGGUGUCGCAGAGCAAUUUCCUAGGGAGAUUAUGGAAACAAGGCGAAAACUGGUACCAAUCAUGAAAAAGGCCCGUGAUGAAGGAAAAGAGGCGUAUAUUAAAGUAGAUAAAUUGUACAUUAAUAAGCAGCUAUACCGUGGACAUGAUUAG
Ruditapes philippinarum (Manila clam) is the source of this 667-nucleotide messenger RNA. RefSeq lists its product as uncharacterized. The record is from RefSeq and is a predicted model, not a curated record. NCBI's taxonomy places the organism in Eukaryota, Metazoa, Mollusca, Bivalvia, Venerida, Veneridae.